AUGUCAAAUCAUAUCAUUUCAUAUCAUGAUACCGGUAUACGCCGACCAAUAAUAUGUGAGCAAAGUAUUAAUCGACCGGAAUCGGUUAUUCAACUUGCACGAAAAUUUGCUGAAGCAAGCGCUGUACAAGAUAAACGAAUUUAUAUAUCAAAUCAGAAAUUAUUAGCAAACGGAGAAAAUUUAGCAACAACAAUCGCUACCACAUAUUCAUCUGAUGUAGCAAAUAAUCAAACACAAAAAGACAUUCAUUCUUCACAUAAUCAUUCCAUUUUGUUCGAUACAUUUAACAAGAAACCAGGUGGAAUUGCAUGUCUAUGUAAGUUUCAUUAUUAUUCAUCCAUGAAAAUGUAA
Cercopithifilaria johnstoni is the source of this 351-nucleotide messenger RNA. NCBI's taxonomy places the organism in Eukaryota, Metazoa, Nematoda, Chromadorea, Rhabditida, Onchocercidae. The record is from the annotation of a GenBank genome assembly.